Messenger RNA from Paramecium octaurelia, 603 nucleotides. The record is from the annotation of a GenBank genome assembly. NCBI's taxonomy places the organism in Eukaryota, Ciliophora, Oligohymenophorea, Peniculida, Parameciidae.
AUGAAAUCUAAGGACUCUUUAUUUUCAAAAGAGAUUGAGAACAAAUUUGAGCACUUAAAAUAGCAUAAUUAAUUAGAAAUUUAAGAAUCCUUAAAUAUUUUACAAGACGAAAAUAGUAUGCAAGUAAUUACAUUAUUAGUAUAAUAAAUUCAAGGAUGCACAAAAGGAAAUCAAGAAUAAUUGAUAGUAAAACAAGAAUUAGAAGAAAUAUUAAAUUCUUCUAAGCAAAUUUAUUUUUGGAAGGGGUUAUUUAAUCAAACAAUUCAAAAAUUUUAAGAACACCUUGCAAAAAUCAAUAAUACUAAAGAUAUUAUGAAAUAAAUUCCAGAUCAUUAAAAUCUUACUAGCCUUUAAUAAUGGCUUCAAAAUUAUUCUGAUAAAUUUUAAAAAGUUUUUCAUUAAAUGAAGAAAUUUUGCGAAAUUCAAAAUUUAGAAAAAAAGUACCAUAAUUUACAUUUAGACUAUGAGUAAUUAGAAUACGAAAGCAAUAAGAUGAUUUAAGAUUAGAACAAAAAUAUAGAUUAGCUUAAAGAAUUUGAAAAGGACAUUUAAUUAAAACUAAAAUGUAAGCUGAUGACAAUCAAUUUUUAAAUAAUAAGCUGA